AUGGGACGCAAAUUACACAAUUUCCUCCUUCCCUUGCUCGCUUUUCAUUAUAUGGCACCCAUUAACGCUCGUUUCACAAAAACGACAUGUUGGACUGGUAUGAACACGGCUUGCAUCCAGCAGAAUGCAGCUGGUGCUUGGUGCUUUAUACCUAACGUUGCUGGUGGAAUAACGGCGACGUCUUGCACCGGAACUGAUAGUUACCCCGACGCAGACUUUGCCACCGUGCUAGAGGUCCACCUCGCUCAAGGUCUAUCCGUCGCUUACUACAACGGCAUUGGUAAUUCUUUACUCGGUGGGGCUGACUAUCCUAUCCCUUCCAAUCCAGGUGUCAUUCGUCUCUGUGCGUCUGGUCAGGCUGGAGAUGGGAAUUACUUAACCGUGUGCAUGAACGCUUUGUCCGAUAAUACUUUUGGCGCAAUUCCGUAUUGCGAUGUUGUUAGAGGCCAGAAGAAUGUUACCGAUGGUCCGUCUUCCAUCAUUUCUUCCCCUGGCUCGGUGUCGACCUCAGAAUCCACCUCAUCCCCCGGAUCCACCAAUUCCUGCCCAUCAUAUACCCCUGCGCAAGCCAACGGUGCCCUGUCGCUGAACUCAAUGCUUCAUUGUGUAUUGCUGCUUUGUCUUCCAGUGAUCUUGGCCUCUUCCAGAUUGAGGGUGUUUGGUCUUCUCAUGUCACUCGUCGUCGCCUCUUCUUUGCUCCCUUCAAAUCACGCUCGUUUCACUCAGGCGACAUGCUGGAAUGACCAAUGCAUUCAACAAAGCUCCGUUGGUACAUGGUUCUAUAUAACCAAUUCUGCACCAAUCUGA
Molecule: messenger RNA, 807 nt
Organism: Laccaria bicolor S238N-H82
Lineage: Eukaryota; Fungi; Basidiomycota; Agaricomycetes; Agaricales; Hydnangiaceae
Exons: 2
Coding region: 1-807 (268 amino acids)
Source: RefSeq, a predicted model, not a curated record